This is a messenger RNA of Cucumis sativus (cucumber), 1399 nucleotides long. Its product is annotated as reticulon-like protein B8. The transcript is spliced from 6 exons. Bases 324 to 1100 code for a protein of 258 amino acids. The record is from RefSeq and is a predicted model, not a curated record. Lineage: Eukaryota; Viridiplantae; Streptophyta; Magnoliopsida; Cucurbitales; Cucurbitaceae.
UUGGUUUCCUGCUUGUUUUGUGUUCACUUUCAGCUGAUUUCGUCUUUUAAUUUGCUUGCUUGAUGCUUAAAUGAGAAUAAAUGCUGCUAAUUCUGCUUACCUUUGUGGUAGUUGUAGUUUUGCUCUCUCUUUUUGUUAACUUCUGCUGUUUAUCUUACUAUUCGACCAAUUAAUUUCUUGCACAUAGCUUCAUCUUUCCGUGUACCGUCUGUCAUUUGAAGAUUCUAUUUAUUUUUUUUUAUCUUGUAUUACUGCGGUUCAGUUCUUGGUUGAAUCUGAAGUUUAUAAUGCUUAAAUGAGGUUGGAUUGCUUUGAUUUUGACCAUGUCUCUUCCUUCUAGCACGAGAACGAUGUCUGAGAAGAUGACUGCUGAGGAUUUUAUUAAUAACAUUUCUGAAGUUCUUACUGAACAUGGUCAAAAGGGAAAAUCAGUUUCAUUUUUUGGGGAAGAUAGCAAAUCAAGUUCAGUGGCUGGUCAGAUCAAUCGGAUAUUUGGACGCCAAAAACCUGUUUACAAUCUUCUUGGGGGUGGAAAAUCUGCUGAUGUGCUCCUAUGGAGGAACAAGAAAAUCUCAGCUAGUGUUUUGACUGGUGCAACUAUUAUAUGGGUGCUUUUUGAAUGGCUUAAUUACCACUUCUUGACUCUUGUUUGCUUCGCUUUGGUUCUUGGUAUGUUGGCUCAGUUUAUGUGGACAAAUGCGUCAGGAUUUCUGAACAGAUCAUCGUCCAACGUUCCUCGCCUUGUUCUUCCCAAGGAACUAUUUGUCAAUAUUGCCGUUACGUUUGGUGCUGAGGUUAACCGAGCUCUCUGUUAUCUCCAAGAUAUUGCUUGUGAAGGAAAUUUGAAACACUUCCUUGUGGCCGUAGUGAGCUUAUGGGUUGGUGCUGUGAUUAGUAGCUGGUGCAAUUUCGUAACUGUCUUGUAUAUUGGCUUUGUUGCGGCCCAUACGCUUCCAAUUCUGUACGAGAAAUAUGAAGAUGAAGUCGACACCUUCGCAUAUAAGGUGUUCGAUCAGCUUUGCGGCCACUACCAAAAGUUCGAUUCAAGUGUCCUCAGCAAGAUUCCCAGAGGAGCUUUCAAGGGAAAGAAGUAUGAAUAAUAGAUCAUUUUCAACUGUCAACAAUGCCUAAACCAGCCCUAGUUUUUGCAUGGAAUUGGUUGUAUCAUAAGAUUUGGUAAAAUAUUAUCUACCUCAUGGUGAAAUCAUAGAGAGACCAAGUGGUAGAAAUGAAUCUUUAGUUUAAAUUUGUAUUUGCCAAUUUGCUGAAAUGGGAACCAUCUUUAACUGAUUCCUGCAGCUAUUAACUUCCAUUAUUUUAACUGCUUCACAUUCCUAUCCUUUUGACUUCAGCGCAUGAACUGUUGUGAACAAGGAAAUAGUUUUUCCCAGUUCAACAA